ACUAAAUGCUCUUUGCCUCCUUCCAUCCAUUUCUAUUUUAUCCUUUUUCUUAUUUUCCCAACUGAAAUCCUGAGCUGAGUAGAAAACAUUCUCUCCUUCAAUUUAGGGUUUUCCCACCUCAUUAAUGAGGCUUAACUGCAACAAUAUCUCAGCUCUCUGAAGUUUCUGUUUGCUGCUGUGUCCCUCUCUCUCUCUCUCUUUGAGACUCUGAAACAUCUCCCACACAAGGAAAAAGGUAGUUUGCUUUUUUUCUUCUUCUAAUCAAAGGGAAAAUUUAGAGACAGGCGAAUGGCUUCCUCCAGUUCGUACAAUUCGCCUUGCGCGGCGUGCAAAUUCCUGCGGCGGAAGUGCAUGCCGGGGUGCAUCUUCGCGCCCUACUUUCCGCCGGAGGAGCCGCAGAAGUUCGCCAACGUGCACAAGAUCUUCGGCGCCAGCAACGUCUCCAAGCUGCUCAACGACCUCCUCCCCCACCAGCGCGACGACGCCGUCAACUCGCUCGCCUACGAGGCCGAGGCGCGCGUCCGCGACCCCGUCUACGGCUGCGUCGGCGCCAUCUCCUUCCUCCAGAGGCAGGUCGACCGCCUCCAGAAGGAGCUCGAUGCCGCCAACGCAGACCUCAUCCGCUUCGCCUGCGCCGGCGCCAUCCCCCCAUCCCCCGCCCCCGUCGUGGGCCCACCGCGCCAGCGGGGCGGAGGUGGAGGUGGAGGAGGAGGAGGAUUUUAUCAAAGUAAUUACACAUUUCCUUAUAACUACCAUUGCCCAUGGAAUGGUGGUUAUAAUCCUCAUGGAGGGGGAGGGGAUAUGUAGGGAUGGAUGCCUUCAAUUCAUCUCCCCCCCCUCUCUCUCUCUCUAGGGUUUGUUUCUCUCUCACUCUUCAAAUUAAGAUGCAUGCUUGCUUAAGUUAUUUUUGGCACAUCAACAUCAAUUUUAAAUUACAUGUCUAAGUCAUGGUUUGCUAAAGCUAUGUUUCUAGAGUCACAUGCAUCUAUCUAGCUGUCAAUUUUAUAAAAAAGGAGGAAAAAAAUUCAGUGUAAUCCACUGCUUGAUCAAUUCCAAAAUUAUAAUCUGUGCAAGUGUGAUAAUUUAGGCUUGAUCAGGAAUGGGGGUGAGACUCACUAUUUUACUUGUACAAGAAAUGGGCAUGUGAUCACUGUGGAAUUGAGAAUAAAAAGUUGUAUUUGUGUGUGAGAGGUGAAAUAUUUGUAAGAGAAGAUUCUCUAGCCAUGAGGGUGAUCUCCAUUCACCCACAUGUAUUCUUAUUUCUUGUUGAGGACCACUUCUUUA
Salvia hispanica is the source of this 1284-nucleotide messenger RNA. The record is from RefSeq and is a predicted model, not a curated record. Lineage: Eukaryota; Viridiplantae; Streptophyta; Magnoliopsida; Lamiales; Lamiaceae.